Molecule: messenger RNA, 1821 nt
Organism: Glarea lozoyensis ATCC 20868
Lineage: Eukaryota; Fungi; Ascomycota; Leotiomycetes; Helotiales; Helotiaceae
Product: PX
Exons: 3
Coding region: 1-1821 (606 amino acids)
Biological process (GO): retrograde transport, endosome to Golgi; intracellular protein transport
Cellular component (GO): retromer, tubulation complex; retromer complex; endosome
Molecular function (GO): phosphatidylinositol-3-phosphate binding
Source: RefSeq, a predicted model, not a curated record
AUGGAUUAUUCGACCUCGAUUAAUGACGCUGAUAACCCAGCGGGUGCCUCUCCAUGGGGUUCCUCGCCGGUGGCAUCUCCCAGACAUGCAAGGAAUACCGCUUAUGGAAACUCAGAGGAGACACCACAAUCACCCAUACCGUACGGCACGAAUCAGCAAUCCAACGGAGCAUUUUCAGGAGACGAAACAAUGGCUGGCGGUGUUUACAACAGACCAGAGAGUAGCACCGAGACAUAUUCGGCAACGGACGGCGAGAGUCAAAGGCCUGAUACAGCAGACUCUACCCCUCAAACCCAAGCGGAACAGAGAUUACCUACUCAACAAGCACCAGUACAGCAGCAACAACAGCACCGAUCCGAACCUCAGCGAUACCACUCGAGUGCGCGGCAGGCGCAUCAACAACAACCUCAAGGACCCCAAUACAAAUUACAAGCCAAGAUUACUGGCCUUGAACGGACUGGGAGGAAAGACCCAAUCCUGCGAUUCGAUGUACAUACCAAUCUUCCAAAAUUCCGAACAACCCAGUUCCGCGAUGUCCGAAGAACACAUUCUGAAUUCAUCAAACUUGCCGACCACUUAAUAUCAUCGAACCCUGAAGCGAUUGUCCCGGCAGUACCACCAGCGCUAACAUCGGCUGGAGCUGGAACGGAUGAGGAUGAGGCACGCGUGAAAGCAUCUCUGCAAAGAUGGCUGAACUACGUUUGUUCAAACGAAGUGUUGAUGAAGGAUGAUGAAAUGGUUCUUUUCGUGGAGAGCGACUUUGGCUAUAGCCCAAUGUUAAAAAGAAAGCAACCGGCGACCGGCGUCAGAAGACGAGUAAUCAAACAAUUUGCGCCUCCUCCUGAUGAUACACCAGAAUUGCAAGAUGCAAGACCUGUGGUGAAACUUUUCUAUCUUGGUACGAUGGACGCAGGUCACAAGGUAGACAAGCUAGUAAAAGCGCGAAGAGGCUUGGGACUUGCCGAGUCCGACUUCGGCGUGAAACUUGGAGCGAUGAAUGUUCAAGAACCACAUUCUGGUCUCGCGAACGCUUAUCGAAAGCUGGGCAAAACGAUACAAACCACUGGAGACUACCACGCUGCACAGGGUACAGCUGAGGCGACUACUAUUGGGGACCCUCUGCAGUAUCACUCCCAGGAUGCUUUCAUUGUCAAAGAAACCUUAACCAACCGCCACAUUCUCCUCCGCGAACUCCUGCAAGCCCAACAGCUAACCAGGAGCAAGCUGAGCGCUGCAGACAGGCUUAAGGCAAGCUCAUCUGUACGACGAGAUAAGGUGGAUGAAGCUAUUUCUGCAUUGGACGAGGCACGGAGCAACGAGCUUUACCUACUAGGGAAGACGCAGCGUGUGACUUCUAAUCUACUUCAGGAGCAGCGCCGUUGGUUUGCAAGAACAGCCGCAGAUUUGCGACUGAGUAUCAGAGAAUACGCUGUAAGGGAGAUCGAGGCAGAACGACGCACACUAGCAACGUUAGAGACGAUCAGGCCCGACAUCCGGGCCAUCGAUUCUUCCGGUGGCUUGAGUCGACUUGGACGCGAGGCGCAUCCUGCGGCGCGACGUGCCAGUUUAGCGGCGAGUCAAGGGCCAAAGGGGGAUGCAUGGAGCGGUGUACCCCGGCGCCCUGAUGGCCUCAACAGAAGCAUAUCAGGCAGUUUCAUGGCCAACGUCGCUGAGGAUGCCAACGGAGAAGAUGAGCAGGUACCGGGACGUGCCCGUGCUCUCAGCGGUGGGAGUAUAGGAGGUCUUAAGGGGGUCAAGGAGGAAGAUGAUGAGGAUAGAGUUGAUGCACGGAACGCUGCAUCUCGGCUCGCAACGAGGUAG